Messenger RNA from Populus nigra (black poplar), 3559 nucleotides. Its product is annotated as pumilio homolog 5. Lineage: Eukaryota; Viridiplantae; Streptophyta; Magnoliopsida; Malpighiales; Salicaceae. Gene Ontology annotation, molecular function: mRNA binding. The transcript has 10 exons. Gene Ontology annotation, biological process: 3'-UTR-mediated mRNA destabilization. Gene Ontology annotation, cellular component: cytoplasm. The coding region runs from base 295 to 3279 and encodes 994 amino acids. The record is from RefSeq and is a predicted model, not a curated record.
AGGGGACAGACAAAGUCCAAAGGAAGACUUGAAAUUCACCCUGGCUUCGGGGUUAACUCUGAGGUUUCUUUGCAAACUGCCAUUUGUAGUUUUCAACCCUAAACUCUCUCUCUCUCUAACAUCUGUGUGCUUACUCCAGAACUCUCCAACAGACUCGGGGGCAGGGUUUGUUUCAGACUCCCCAGGUCUUUUUUUUUAUCAGCUGAACUGGACCGUCAUGGCUUUGAUGCAUUGCUGGAAACAAUGUAAGUUUCUUCUCUGAACAGAAAAGAGUUGGUUGUAAGUCUAAGCAGGAUGGCUACUGAAAGCCCCAUGAGAAUGGUGGAGAGUGGUGGUGCUAGAAAGUGGUCCAGUUCUAAGGAUUCUGCUGUACUUGGAUCACCCUUAAGAAGUAUGGCAGCAGAGGAAUUAGGAUUGCUUCUGAAGAGGCAGGGAUUCCGUGGCGAUGAAACUGACACGAUUCCCAGUCGAAGUGGCAGUGCACCACCAAGUAUGGAGGGGUCAUUUGCUGCUAUUGGAAACCUUUUAGCUCAACACAACUCAGGCAUGAGUUCUAGCUUGGAAAGUUUAGGCAGUGUUAUUGAAAAUUGUGAGUCAGAAGAACAACUCCGCUCUGAUCCAGCCUACUUUGCAUACUACUGCUCCAAUGUCAACUUGAAUCCAAGGCUUCCUCCACCACUAUUGUCACGGGAGAAUCGGCGCCUGGUGCACCAUAUUGGUGGUUUUGGGAAUAAUUGGAGACCUGAAAGUGGCAAUGGAUCCCUGCAACUUCCCAAAAGUUCCCUUUCAACUCACAAGGAGGAGCCAAAUGAAGAUAGAUCACCUAGAGGAGCUUCAGAAAAUAGUGGCGUGUAUAUAUCUGGACAGAACACAACUUCUUUGGCAGGUCGACAUAAGAGUUUGGUGGAUCUCAUUCAGGAAGACUUCCCUCGGACCCCUUCUCCUGUAUACAGCCAGUCCCGUUCCUCAAGCCAUGCAGCAGAAGUAGGGAUUGAUCAUGAUGUCCAUGCAAUUUCAUCAAAUGUUUCUUCUGCCAGCAUGUCCAAAAUAUCAGAAUCAAAUGCUGGUUCUGAUGUUUGUGUUGAUACGUAUGCACUGGAGGUUGAUGCUUUGAGGUUGGUAUCCAUCAAUGAUCCUCCAAGUGCUGAUUUGCCAACUUCACCAUGUCGUGCUGGGACUCCAACCCAGCAAAAAGGUGAAUCCAGCACUAAAGGUACUGGAUUUGAGGUUGAUGCCUCGAUUAGAGGUUCCCAUCAAUCAGGCUCUGCCAGAAUGGAGUUGAGAACAAAAAACAAACAAGAUCAGCAAACUUAUGGAAGGAAUAUACCACAGCAUCAUUCACACAGCCAGCAAGGCAUUCCACAUCAGGUUCAAGUGAUUUCUCAAGGUACAAAUCCAUCUCACAGUAGCAUGGGAAAACCUUCUCAUGGUUAUCCUAAAUUCUCCUCCACUGAGGUACUUCCAUCAUCGCAUUCCCCUGCGAUGAGCCCUCCUUUCUAUGCACCACAAGGAGCUUUUAUGACUGCAGGGGCUCCCUUUUACCAGCCAUCUAGUGUAUACCCCCCACAGUAUAAUAUGGGUGGAUAUGCUGUUGGUUCCGCGUUUAUUUCCCCAUAUAUGCCUGGAUUUCCAUCUCACAGCACUAUUCCCGUGUCAUUUGGUGGUGCUCCUGGUCCAAGCAAUGAUGGUCGAACUGCUGAUGCUUCAGCAGUUCAACAAAUAGGUAGCUUGCAACAUCUGGCCAAGUUUUAUGGACAACAUGGAUUAAUGCUACAACCUUCUUUUGUGGACCCUCUUCACGCACAACUCUUUCAACAUCCUUUCGGGGAUGUAUAUAGUGCUGCUACUCCUCAUAAUCGUUUGGCAUCAAGCGGAACUACUGGGCCUCAGAUUGAUUCUUUCAUUCCACAGAAAGAUUUGGCAGCUGCUGCUCAUAUGGCCAAUCAGAAAGUUCUAACUUCAACAAAUGGAGGUUUAAGCAUUCCCGUUCCAGGAAAAAUAGGAAUUUCUGGUGGUAGCUAUUAUGGAGGUCCCCCAGGCAUGGGUGUCAUAACCCAUUUCCCAGCCUCACCUCUUACCAGUCCAGUGCUUCCAUCAUCUCCAGUAGGCGGAGUCAAUCAUCUAAGUCGGCGAACUGACUUGAGAUUUCCCCAAGGUUCCAGUAGAAAUUCAGGAUUAUAUUUCAGAGGUCAAGAACAGAGAGCAGUUAACAGCGCUGAUGACCCCAAAAGGCAUUACUUUCUUGAAGAACUAAAAUCAAACAAUGCCCGGAAAUUUGAACUCUCUGAUGUAGCAGGGCGCAUAGUUGAAUUCAGUGUUGACCAACAUGGCAGUCGAUUUAUUCAGCAAAAACUGGAAAAUUGCAAUGUUGAGGAAAAGGAGUCUGUAUUUAAAGAAGUUCUUCCUCAUGCUCCAAAACUAAUGACAGAUGUUUUUGGAAAUUAUGUUAUUCAAAAAUUUUUUGAACAUGGAAGUCCUGAACAGAGAAUAGAGCUUGCAGAAAAACUUUCUGGACAAAUGUUGCAGUUAAGUUUGCAAAUGUAUGGUUGUCGUGUAAUUCAGAAGGCCCUCGAAGUGAUUGAGCUUGAUCAGAAAGCAAAACUUGCUCAAGAGCUUGAUGGGCAUGUUAUGAGAUGCGUACAUGAUCAAAAUGGAAACCAUGUAAUACAGAAGUGUAUAGAAUGUGUACCCGCGGAGCAUAUUGAAUUUAUUAUAUCUGCGUUUCGAGGCCAAGUUGUCACACUGUCAACUCAUCCCUAUGGUUGCCGUGUCAUUCAGAGAGUUUUGGAGCAUUGUUCUGAUGAGCUGCAAAGUCAAUGUAUAGUUGAUGAGAUCUUAGAAUCUUCCUACCUUCUUGCUCAAGACCAGUAUGGCAACUAUGUUACCCAGCAUGUUUUGGAGAGGGGAAAGCCCCAUGAGAGGAGCCAAAUUAUCAGCAAGUUGACUGGGAAAAUUGUACAAAUGAGUCAGCAUAAGUAUGCAUCAAAUGUUGUCGAGAAGUGUUUGAAGCAUGCUGAUGCUGCUGAAAGGGAGCUCAUGAUUGGGGAGAUUAUUGGGCAGUCUGAGGAAAAUGACAACUUGCUGAUAAUGAUGAAGGACCAAUUUGCCAAUUAUGUUGUCCAAAAGAUACUUGAAACAAGCAAUGAUAAACAGAAGGAAAUAUUGCUCAGUCGUAUCAAUGCCCACCUUAAUGCUCUGAAGAAGUACACUUACGGGAAGCACAUUGUUGCCCGGUUCGAGCAACUAUGCGGUGAAGAAGGGCAAGUGCUGGAAACUUGAUCGGUUAGAAGAAGACACAGGGGCGAACUGACUGGGAAUGCUGAUCGUUGCAGGCAUGGAAACAUGGGGGGGCAGGAGAAGAGAAGAGAAGAGAACAUGGGAUGGACAGCUGAAACUCGGAGAAAUGGCAGGAAUGAGGGGUGUCGUGCCAUUUGUAGGUGCUUGUUGAGAUUGCAGAAUUUAAUAAAACAGAAUUAUAAUGUAUUAUAAAUAUACUCCUUUGAUUUGUAUAUUUUAUGUAUAGAAUUAAGUAAUGGUGAUUGGUGUCUUUUUUAUUUCA